Cyphellophora attinorum is the source of this 2364-nucleotide messenger RNA. Its product is annotated as N-terminal kinase-like protein. Gene Ontology annotation, cellular component: cytoplasm. The record is from RefSeq and is a predicted model, not a curated record. The coding region runs from base 1 to 2364 and encodes 787 amino acids. Gene Ontology annotation, biological process: protein phosphorylation; tRNA export from nucleus. Lineage: Eukaryota; Fungi; Ascomycota; Eurotiomycetes; Chaetothyriales; Cyphellophoraceae. The transcript has 2 exons. Gene Ontology annotation, molecular function: protein kinase activity; ATP binding.
AUGGAUUUCCUGAAGUCGGCGGUAGCAUCAGCAAUCGCCAAGUCGAGUUCAUUUCCAUAUACCAUUGGCGAUCGCAUUGAUAGCAACGAGUCAAUAUGGAAUUUGUGUAAUGGAACAAAGAAGGCACGCGAUGACGGCUCGGCUGUCUGCGUCUUCUCCUUCGAUAUCAAUGCCAACAGGUCACGGCUACCCCUUGCGAAGAACGCCAUUAGGAAACUACGUACUCUCCGCCAUCCGGGCGUGAUCAAGACUGUCGAUGUCAUAGAAACCGAGGCGACGAUAUACCUCGUUACAGAGCGCGUCACACCGCUGAGCUGGCAUGUCAAGAGGAAGAGUCUCAGUCCGGAGACCAUCAAAUGGGGCUUGCAUAGCAUUGCAACGACGCUCAAAUUCAUCAACGGCGACGCUUCGUCUGUCCAUGGCGCUGUGCGAGUGGCUUCAAUAUUUGCGAAUGAGGCUGGCGAGUGGAAGCUGGGAGGCUUUGAGGUGCUCAGUUCGCUGAACGAGGACGACGCUGUGAUAUACAACUAUGGCACUCUGCUGCCAGACGCCAAUCGGUAUGCUCCGCCUGAGGUGGCCGCCAACGGCUGGAGUGUGAUCAAGAAGCAUCCUCUUACGGCAGCGGAUGCAUAUGGGCUAGGUACCUUGGUUUACGAGGCAUUCAAUGGCGUCUUCCACGGAACAGAUCAGUUGACUCAGCCGAAGAGCAUACCGGGAUCGAUCGCACCCAGCUAUAAGCGUCUGAUCAACGCCAAUCCGAAAGUCAGACUCAGUCCGGCGCACUUCCUAGAACAGGGAAAGAAGGCCGGCAGUUUCCUCCAGACUCCGCUUAUCAAUAUAACGGAGAGCGCAGAUAAUCUGGGACUUAUGAACCAUGAGGAGCGCGAUGACUUCUUACAAGAGUUGGACAAGCUAUCAGAUGAUUUUCCGGAAGACUUCUUCAAGUCCAAGAUUCUACCAGAGCUUUUGAAGUCGGUCGAGUUCGGUGGCGGAGGGCCCAGCGUCGUGUCUGCUAUCAUGAAGAUCAGCAUCAAGAUGACAGACGACGAGUUCGAGGCCAGACUAACGCCAGUGCUACUGCGACUGUUCCAGAUGCCCGACCGCCAAAUCAGGGUCGCUCUGCUAGACCACCUCCCACUCAUGAUAGAUCGCAUGUCACAAAAGGACAUCAACGGCAAGGUCUGGCCCGCCAUGACGACUGGCUUCACAGACACUGCACCUGUGAUAAGGGAGCAGACAGUCAAGGCCGUCUUGGUGGUCAUCACUAAGUUAGCAGAUCGCACUAUCAACGGAGAACUGCUCCGCUUCCUGGCUAAGACUGCCAACGACGAGCAGCCCGGUAUCAGGACAAAUACCACGAUAUGUCUGGGCAAGAUUGCCCGCAACCUCGGUGUCGGCUCAAGAGCCAAAGUCCUCAUUGCAGCUUUCACAAGGUCAUUACGAGAUCCAUUCGUACACGCCCGAAUGGCUGCUCUGAUGGCGCUGAACGCCACACUCGACGUUUUCAGCGAAGACGACUGCGCUGCAAAGCUAUUGCCAGUCCUUGUUCAAUCGCUUGUAGACAAGGAGAAAAUUGUCCGGGACCAGGCCAACAAGACCUUCGACACAUAUCUAGCACGAGUCAGAAAAUACGCGGCAACUUUGCCAGAAACUGCGAUCCCGCCCGAAACGGCAAACAAUCCAAGUGCUGCCCCAGCAAGGAUCGGCAACCAGAACGACAGUUCAUGGGCAGGCUGGGCAAUCUCUUCGUUCACGAACAAACUCACGACCGCCAAGGGCGAAAUGCAAAGCGCCGCUCCUACCAAUGGCACCGCAAACCACGCACAAUCACUUCCACCAUCAGGGCGAGCGACACCGACGGUCCAGGUCCACAGACCAGCGUCCGCAGCCCCACCAGCAGCAAAAGUAGCUCCGGCAAAUUCGAGCACCAACAUCAUGGACGACACGGCAGACUUCGAUAAUGAUGAUGAUGUCCUCGACGCCUGGGGCGAGAUGGACGAGGAAGAAGACAACUUCUUCGAUGCGCCCGCUGCAAAGUCAUCCAAGUCAAAGACAGGUCCUAGCGCGACGUCAACACCUACAGCAGCGUACGACGACGGUGGCGAGCCAGACUUCGCCGGCUGGCUCGCUGCGCAGUCAAAGGCGAAGACGGUCGGCAAGGCUGCGCCAAAAGGUCUUACAAAAGCAGCAACGAAUACUACCAACACGAGCAAGCUUGCGCCAAGGCCCGCCGCACCGGGUAGGAGUGCGUCUGCUGGAGUUGUAGCGGCGCCAAAAGCGAAGGUCCAGGCGGUGAAGAAAGACGUGCUGAAGCCCAAAGUAGAGAAAGCUGACGAUGAUGAUUGGGGCGCUGCUUGGGAUUGA